AUGACGUGUGGCGCAGCUCGAUGCGGAAAGCGAAGCCAAAGUCGCGACGCGUCCACGACGCGACGGCAGGUGAUGGAGGCAGCAACGACAUCAGCAGAAAGAAAAACACACGACGACAGCGAAGUGAAUCGACUUGUUCAAAGCACACACUCGAAGUCGAUUGGGGACAUCAUUCCCGCACAGCGUCUUCACUUCACCAACGCCAAGCCAAAGACCAUGCUGGCCACACGGCGUGCGCAACAAUGCCCCGCUACUUGACCCCUUCACGCAUCGGACUGCUGGUCCUCAUCCGCCUAUACAAAUCGGGGUACAACUUCGGCGCCAAAGAUACCAUCAACAUCCUCGAAUUCAUCGCCAAGCACACUGUAUACACCGCCGAUCAGAGUGCCCAACUCGUCGAUGAGAAGAAGGACUUCUUCGCUUCCGACAUUUCCGUCUUCCAAUUGCAAUUAAAGCAAUGGCAAUCAGCCUCCCUCCCAGGACAGCCCGCCUGGAAUAUAUUUGUGGCUGCCAUCUGGAAUCACUUGGAUGGCCUUGAUUCCUUGGGCCACCUCAUCACCGAACUCAGACAAGGGAGCGUGCCAACAACAAACGCCGUCACAGAUGUCAGCUACCAAAAUCCAGUCACCCCAGCCAGUCCACUAGGCCAGUUCAUUCGCCGCUGCUAUGUCGAAUUCACACGCUUGCAAUUUGGCGACGUUCAAGCUCUGUGGAAGUCGUUUGAAGCAUGGAGAGCUCCAAGCUGGGGCGACUUUGCGAGAUUCUGGCCUGACCAUGCUCAACAAUUGGAUGACUUGAAAUUUGCCAACAACGAGGAAACAAAUGCUGACUUCGCGGCUCGCCUCUCCCACUCCGACACUAGCCCCAGCGCUUCAGCAGCUAUUGACGCUGACCUCCUCCUCACAUAUGCGAUUCGCCAACUACAACAGUUCGGCACCAGAGUUCCCGACGAUGUCAAGGCCAAGCUCACAACAUGGGUCGAUGAGCUGUCUGCAACCAGUGCCAGUACUCAGAGUAUGCACUUCUUCAUGGCCUUCUUCGAACAUAGCAAAGCUGGCCAGUACACCAUGGCAUUGGAGAGUCUGCAUCGCUACUUCGAUUACAGUCUUGCAGCGAGGAGUAGCAGUGGAGCAGGGGACAACGUGAACUUGAGAGUCUACUACCAGUAUGCACUACUUCACCUGAGUGUAUUGCAUGCUGAAUUCGAGUGCUGGGAUGAGAGCGUAGACGCCAUGAAUGAGUGCAUUGCGACAGCACGAGAGAACCAGGACUCCGCGUGUCUGAAUUUCGCCCUCUCAUGGCUGCUAUAUCUUCGUCAUGCCCAUCCUGGCAAAGGUGUAGGAGCAUAUGCUUCUAUCGCGGGCGUUGUCGGAGGAGGCGAGAAUGAUGAGAUUGCCUUUCUCAAAACCAAAGCCCGAGACAGCAAAAACUGGCUGCUAUUGAGUAGCACUCUCCUUGAGGAAGGCCGACUGGAGCUCUCAAAUGGCGGCAACGCCAACAAAGCACAAGAGCAUGCUCUCCAGGCGCUCUACCUCAGUGUUCAACACGAUCUAAGAUCGCUCGCUCCAGCUGCGUCCCUGUUCUACGGCUCGUGUCUCGAUCGCUUAGGUCAAUCGCACCUGGGUAAUCGACAGUACGAGCUCGGCAACACCGUACACCAGCCACACUGUCCAGUGAACGACCGCGUACGCUCGACCUGUCGCUCAGCAUUACUCAAGGCCCACCAUGGUCAUUACUCAGAAGCUCUUGAGCAACUCGCCUCCAUCUCCAGCACAGUCAGGGGAAUUCUGAAGGCCGAAACACGAUUGACAACCUUCUCAGCACUGAUACAUCUUCGGCAGUCGAUUCACCGUGGAACCCACGAACCAUCAUCGUACUACCUCAAUCAACUCCGACCCUUGCUCUCGUCCGCAGAUCCCGAACUCUGCAACGAAUUCUACACUCUCGAAAUCGAAUACCAUGUCUCGCGAAGAGACUAUCCCACUGCAAUGGAGAAGGUGGCUUCCCAUCUGGCCUCCAGUCGCUCUACAUCUGCAUCUGACAAACAACACGACAACUCCAACCUUGCCCAUCGCCUCCAUUAUCUCGUCCAGAAGGCCCGAAUCUUCGCUCUCGCAGGACGAGCGUCCAAAGGGUUUAGUCUUUGCCUUCGAGCCACAGCCACAGCCGAGCGCCACCUCCUUGUGCCCGUGAUGCUAGAAGGGCUCUGUGUGCUGGGUAGGAUUCUCAUCGAGGUCUCGGAGGUUGCUGCCGCAAGGAGACUGUACGAAGCGAGUCUGCCGUUGGCGCUGGAGGGUGGGGAUGCGGCGCUCGUGGCGAGGAUGUGGGUUGCGUUGGGAGAGAGUUGCGUGGGAUCAGCGGGGAGGUGUCAGGAGGGAAGGACGGCAUCGGGCGGCAUGGCGAUGAGUGGAGAGAGGCUUGAGCGGUUGCAUGAUGGAGAUAUCAGUGAAGCAGAGCCUUCCGCUUCGGCAAAGACAGCGAUUAAAAACGAGCAAAAACGAUUGAUGAGGAGGGCGGAGGAGUGUAUCGAACGUGGAAGGGAAGUCUUUGAGGGACUGCAGGCUGUGGAUUCGCAGAUGGAAUGUUUGGUUAUGAAGAUGAGGCUCGCGGAGUGGAGUGGCGAUGAGACGGCACGAACAUUGGCAGAAAAGAUGUUUGACAGCCUAGCUCGGAUGAGAGCGGAGUGGGAUGAGACUGUGAGCCAUUCGUGAGGCAUGGCCUUGCUCUGUUGAUCAGGCGGAACCAUAAAUAUGACUCGGUUCGGCUGGCUGCUAGAGAGUGUACGAAGUCACGGGGAGCAGGAUGAAGGGAC
Messenger RNA from Cercospora beticola, 2812 nucleotides. RefSeq names its product anaphase promoting complex subunit 5 (gene APC5). NCBI's taxonomy places the organism in Eukaryota, Fungi, Ascomycota, Dothideomycetes, Mycosphaerellales, Mycosphaerellaceae. The record is from RefSeq and is a predicted model, not a curated record. Gene Ontology annotation, cellular component: anaphase-promoting complex. Gene Ontology annotation, biological process: anaphase-promoting complex-dependent catabolic process; positive regulation of mitotic metaphase/anaphase transition; protein K11-linked ubiquitination.